Messenger RNA from Erythranthe guttata (spotted monkey flower), 870 nucleotides. The record is from RefSeq and is a predicted model, not a curated record. Lineage: Eukaryota; Viridiplantae; Streptophyta; Magnoliopsida; Lamiales; Phrymaceae.
AUGACUGUAGUUACUAAUAUAGUAGCCGAAAAUAUUCCGACAACCAACUUCAAGUUCGUUUCUUUCGACACAAUAAAGAAGAAUGGUUACACAAAUGUAAUUGGCCAUGUGGUAGAGAAGGGGCAUAUAAAGGAGGUCACUACAAAAGGAGAGAAAAGCAAGCUUUUGGAUGUUAUUUUGCAAGAUUUAGAGAAAAAUACAAUUAAAUGUACUUUAUGGGAAGCAUUUGCUCAACAAAUUGAUGCAUAUGUAAUGAAUGCUGACCAAAAUGGAUCUACUGUGGUCAUACUUCAGUGUUUCAGGGCUAAAACUUAUUGUGGAACCACGAGUUUGUCAAAUGUUCGACAUGGAUCACAACUACUGAUCGAUCCGAAUUUGAAAGAAGUUUUAGACUACAGGUGUAGGCUUGCGUUGAGCGAAGAAGUCUAUGUCCCAUCAAUUAGUCAAUUAUCGUCCCAACUUUCUUUGACUCGAUCGUACGAUCCACUCCAGGCAGAUAGAAUGACCAUAGAUGAGUGUGUUGAGAGUACAAAGGUUUGUGUUGGAUCCGUGCUGGCGAAAAUUAUGGAAAUCGAGUCGGCAGCUAAUUGGUGGUUCAGAGUUCAGGUGAGUGCCAUUGAUAGUACUGGAUCGACUUCAUUCGUAAUGUUUGAUCGUAUUGUCAUGCAAUUAAUUGGACAAAGUGCUUCAGAACUCCUAGGUGGUGCAUCAAACAAGAAACCAGUGUUUUCGCAUGGACAAUUAUAUGUUGCUAUCUCAAGAGUUACGAGUCGAAGAGGCUUGAAGAUACUUAUUUGUGACAACGACGGGAACACCUCCAAUACUACUACGAACGUCGUUUAUAUAGAAGUUUUCCAAAAUCUGAGCUAA